UAUGUUUUUAGGAUAACUAAAGAUUUAUUAUGGAUGAACAGAUUCUCUAUGAUCUUAUUGUUCAUGAGGAAUGGGUUCAAGAUCCUGUAACAGUGAAUUGCAGUGAUUUAGAGUUCAUGAAACAAUAUCGUGGGUCUUUAUUAAAGAAAUUAUGGAAAGUCACAGAAGGUAUUUUUUGGUAUACAGUAAAAAGUUUAAAAUUGCAAUUACGUUAUCAAACAAGUUUUGGCUGUCCACCACAUCAACUAGCGCAGUUAAUUAAUAAGAAAUUAGAGUGGAGUUUAUCUGUAUCAAGUGAUGGCUCUUUCUUAGCUGUGUUACAAGAUGAUAUCAUUGAAAUAAGAACAUUAGCAGAAGAUUUUUCUACUGUUAUUGGCAACUGCAAAAUUGAGAAAGAUAUAUGUCCACAAUGGAGGAAAAUUGCUUGGAGUAGCAAAUCAAGUCUUGUUUCUUAUUCAAGCAGCUAUGGUGAUGUACAUAUUUUUGAUCUUACAGGCACAGAGAAAUGUGUAUUGCAUCAUAAUGGUGGUGCUCAUCUCCCUGGUAAUCUACGAAAUGCUAUAAGCUGUUUAUUUUUUAUACCUUCAGAAGAAGAACAAUGGACUGACCUACUGUUUGUCAUGAGUUAUCAAGGGAAUUUAAAAGUUUAUAACAUUAGUGAAGCUGUAAAUUAUGAGGAAAAGUUUUCUUUUUCAUUUACUUCUUAUCAUCCAUAUGGGAUAGCAUCAGCAGUUUAUGAUCCUAAAGCAAAUAUUUUGAUUGUGGCUGGGUGUUACGGAAAAGAACCCUAUGAAUCUAACCAAGGAUUAUGCUAUGGCUCACACUGUGCCAUAAGCUUGUGGCGAUUUGUCAGUGAUCAUCCUUUUCUGACUUUUAUAGAAGAUAGAGGAAAGGCUUUUACUAAGGUUUCUCGUAAAGAGUUAAUCCAAAUGCUUGCACGCAUUAGGAAAUCUCGUCAACAAAAUUAUUUAUUGGAUAGCAUAUACAAAAUUUGUUUAUCAUCUGAUUCCUCCACACUUGUCUCACUUCAUUUAAAUGGUAGAAUAAGUCUUUGGCAAGUCCCAUCUAUGAAAUUAAUAAGUACAUGGAAUAAAUCUGAGCAGCCAAUAAGUGGAAAAGUCCAUAGGAGCUCCAGCCUUAAAAAUCUAGCUACAUCAGGAGAUGAUUCUCACACGAUUGUUGAGGUUGAUUGGUGGUCUACAAAAGAACUAAUUUUGGCUUGUGCUAAUGGAAAUCUGACUAUAUCUUCUAUCAAAACACUAUCUAAUUUGCUGGGUGAUUUACCCGAGCGAUUUGAUCCAUACCCUGUUGUAAGUCAUGUAAUAGCAGGAUGUGCUUUGAUUCUUGAGUGUGACAAAAUUGUAAAAGAAACAGCAGCUCAAGUACCUGAAUCUCCAAAUAGUUCUUGGUUGAGCGAAACAGAUGAUGAUCAUUCUGUGUCUUUAAAGUUUAAAACGCAAGAAAUUGUAAAACAGGUACUUUACUUCUUAACAGAAGCUGAAAGAUUUCAGCCAAGCUUGAAGAAACCUCGGAUUCUCACUAAUGUUUAUCGAUUAGUUUGUCUUAAAUCAACAACUCCAGAAGAAUUGUUUUCUAGAAAGAUUGAACAAGAACAUUAUGGAGAGGCAUUAGAGUUAGCAUUGCGGUUUAAAUUAAGCACAGAUCCAGUUUAUCAAGCACAAUGGAGAAAAAAGCCGGUUUCAAAGAUAACUAUACAUGAUUAUUUAACAAAAGUCAAAGAUCGUUUUUGGGUUUUGGAUGAAUGUUUGCUUCGUGUUGCAAGUGAUUUUGAUUCAACAGAAGAACUUAUCAAGUAUGGAUUACUGGAAACAAGUUGGGAGGUCCUGCAAAAUAUAGAUUCAGAAAAAUAUUUAGUCCACUAUCCUACACCCAUAACAGACGAUGAUGAUGUUAAAUCUGAGAAUAUUUUUAAUGGCAUAUUAUCUCCAAAGCAAAUGAAGAUAUGCAAAUAUCGCUUACAGCUAUUGCAUUAUCUUGAUCGACUUUCUACAUACGAAGUUAUUCUUGGUGGCUCCUUCAAAGCUCGUGACAAGUUUAAUUCCAAAUUUUUUUCGGACUUUCGUUCAUGUAAUAUUGUUUAUCAAGCUGUCCAGUAUGCACACGAAGAAAACUCAUAUGCUCUUGAGGAUUUAUUUUCUUAUCAUGGUGACCAAAUCUUAGCCCACUGGUUGCCUAUCCUUUCCAACUUCCCAGAGACAGCUGAUGCAAAAGAAUAUGAGCCACUUAUUCCAGAACUUGGUGAGGUUGGUGGUGGAGUUGAGAUACUUCCAUGGUUACAAAAACGUCAUAGAGAAAAAGACUGGGUUCAACAAAAUGGAAUUACUGAACAAAUAGAAGAUACCCACAAAGAAGAGGAUCUUGGUGCAUUUAUUUAUAAAAAUCAGCCGGAGCUUUUGGAAUUUAUGAACUGUAGUUCAAAAGAUGUUUUGCAAAAAUGGUUUCAUAAAAGGAUAUUUGAAAUAGAUGAAAGAUCAAAACAAGUUGACUGCUGCUUACAACUAACCAAUAUUGGGAUAGCAAGAGGUAUUCAUGGUCUAAAAAACAUACAAAGUAAUCUUGAAACACUCAGAGUUUUAGUUUAUGAAGUUAAUAUUGAUAAUGAUCUAGCACUUAAAGAGAUCAUUGAUCUUCCUCAUAUCUCAAAAAUGAAGCUUUUGAUGACAAAAACUACUGAUGAAUCCUUUAUUAGUGAUUAUAAAGCACUGUUGAAUCCAUAUUUGCAAAAAGUCGAGAAAAAAAAUGGCAAAGUAACUCGACAAAAGUUGAUUCACCAGUUUAUGACUGAUAUAGCAGUUUCAGAUUUGACUUGUUGUUUAAAACUUGUGCAAAAUUCAACCCCAGGGUUGGCUGAACCCUUAAUUGCUGAUGUAGCAGAAAUUAUGAGACUUUCUAUGGAUUGCAUUUAUGCUAAUAAGCGUCAUGAUCAACUUCAUGUUGCAUUUUCCAUAGUAGAAUGUCUCCCAGCUAAAGAAGAAGGAUGUUUAUCUCAACAAAUACAACAGCUUCAUAUUCAAAUGGACCAACUUGAAUUACUGUUAAGUGCUGCAGAAAUCUUACAGUAUCAUAAUUGCCCAAAAACUGUUGGCUAUCUUUUAGAGAUAAAGGAUAACUUCACCGUUGUAAAUGAAAUUCUUCAUUCAAUCUUAAAAAAUACUUCAGUCAGAUCAUCUGCAACAAGUUAUCAAGAUUGGAACACUCUUCUUAAGCAUAUAGUUAAACUUUGUAAAACUGUCUUUUUGUGCGUUGAUGAGUCGCUUUGCCAUCAGUUUUUUGCAGAAUGUCUUCUUCAGUCAGGAUCUAUGCAAGCCAUAGGUUUAGCUGGCGAAUUGUUAACAAAGACCAAGCAAGGGGUUUCUGUAAUUAAAAAGAAUCUUCCAUCAGCAACAUAUACAUUAAAUUAUGAAACCUCUGUUGAUAUUGUUUUAGCUGCUUCCCAAGAAUAUUUCAAUGCUGCAGCUUCAGUUCAUGAUUCUUCAAUGGAGCAUGCUAAGUUUUGUCUUUCUCUUAUUUCGGACUGCCCUGAAGGUAUACAAGCUGAACUAAACCUAAUUCAGGCUGCUAUCAUUCUGCAUAAUUUUGGAGUUUCCAUUCUUCCGUUGCAGGUUCGGCUAUGCGUUGAUCGAAUAGAGUUGAUUGAUCUUUGUUUACAGAAAAGUAAAACAAGUUAUAAAAAAGUUUUAGAAUUACAAGCCCUUGGAAAUUUACUUCUGAUUUGUGGAGAUGAUCAUCACGAGAGAGAUGGAAAAAUUACUCUUAAAAUUGCAGAGUCGUCUUUUUAUGUUGAAGAUUUUUCCUUUUGUGCAACACAAUGUCUUCAUUUAAUAGAUAUCAGUUACAGCAAGGCAUGGCAAAUUUGCAAAGAUCUUGGUGAAUCUACUGUUUUCAAUAAUAAUCCAAUAAAACUGAAACUGAUGAGCUUUGCUUUAACUUUUUGUCCAGUGUAUCAUAUUGAAGAUAUUCUUAAGAAAAAAAUUAAAAUUGAUAAAGAGGUUCUCUGCGAGCAACUGCAUCUGCAAGUAACUGAGGAUGAUGAAGUUUUUGAAGACACCAUGCAAUCUAACAACCAAUCUCUCAUAAAGCACACUAAAAAAGCAACUAAAAAGUUUCUUCAAUCUAUGGGUAGUACCAAUAUGUUAAGCAAAGCAUUUAAUUGGGUAAAGCAGUCGCCAGAGUAUUCAAAUGAACCUGGUCAUCUAAUUGAUGUUGAUGGGUUUCUAAGACAUCCUUUUUACUAUUCCCUUGAAGGAAUUGUAAAAUCUACAUUUACUCAUAUGGAUGAGCUGUAUCCUGAUUUUAUUAAAGAUGACACAACUUCUUAUCAUUGUCUGAUGCUGAGAAACCUUAUGUUAAAUCUUCAAUGUGGUGACAACACUAAAAGUGAAAAUCAAAGUGGUAUUGAAGCUUUGCAUAAUCUUGCAGAAUUGACAUUUUCAAAAGAUUCAUUACAGUCUAUUGGUUACAUGUUACACAUGCAAGCUGAUGCUAUUGAGAUCAUGUACAAAUCUAUAAAAAAAAACUUAUUUGCAUUUUUGAUAGCUGCAUAUUGUCAUGCUCUUCAGUUUUAUAGUGAAAAUAAUAAACUUUCUGGGCAUUCUAUAGAUAAUAUAUAUAAAGCAAAGCCUUUAGAAGUAAUACGUAUCUCACUUGUACAACUGGGAAAAAAAGAAAGCUUUUUAUAUGAUAACUAUUCAAAGUUUCUUAUUUCUAAUUUAACAAGCAUUUUGGAUAUGUUGCAAGCUCAAAUGUUGCAUAAAUUAGGAAAAGGUGUUGAUGUUGAAAGAUUUACAAUGGAUAAUAACUAUAAAAAAGAAACCAUACUUGGCCUGGCAAUGACCAUUGAUGAAGAGCAAAUGAAUAUUUGUUUAUUGUUAGCGCAAAAGUAUGAUGUACAACGUUGGGAGGUCAUGCUUUCCUUUGUUGAAUAUAUUUUCACUGAUAGCGGACUCAAGCCAAAAGCAAUACGAGAUUUAUUAAACAAAUGGGACGUUGAAGAAGUACUGAAGGGUCACAAUGAAGAUGUUUUGGUUCGUUUUCAAAAAUACAUUUACCCUGAAAUUGAUGGUUCGGAUCACAAUAAGCUGCUUUUGUUUUAUGUGUUUGCUUUAAACUGCACAAGUCCAGCACAAGUUUUAGAAGGAAAUUUAACUCUUAAUGAUCAUGUCAAGUUGUUAAAGAAAAUAAAAGCUGCUGGUUUAGCAAUUAACUAUAGGAAUCUUGUUCACAGCGGAUCUCCUCUUGAUGUUAUUAAACAUCAUGUUAAAGAAAAUAAUGUGCAUCUUCUUUCUAAGAUCGCUGCUAAAAUAGUUCAGGUUGAUGGUACUACUCUCUCUCCAAACAAAGUUUUUUUAGAGUAUGCAAAAAAUGAGUUUUGGACCACAAAAAAUCUAGAUAAGCUGGAUUGGAUCCAUCGGUUCGAGGCUUGCCAAAAAAUUUUUCCAAAGCUUGAAAUGUCAGAUAUUAUAGAAUUUAGUAAAAACAUUCUUUUUUCUGAGCUGUCUGUUAUAUCUCUUACCAAUGAUUUGCGUCAAGAAAUUGCCAAGAGAAUCCUUAAAUUUUUAAGGCAGCUAAAAGGACAAAUAGAAAAUAAUUUUAAAGACCAGGAUAGAGACAAGUUUUUAGAAGCUCAAAGAUCUACAGAAUCUAUGGAAUUUAUCAUAAGUCAUCUUGAAUCUAUAAAUAAAGUUAAAGAAGAAUAUCUUCAAAAAUCUUCCCAUUCAUCUAAAGAGAUUUUUGUGAGAAAGCUUGACAUGUCAGAAGGAUACAUUGGAAAAAUUGAACUACUGUGUUCUGAAAUGAUUGUUGCUUCAGAAGCAGUUGAAUUAAUUGGUUUGCUAGCUUGGUACAAGUCUAAAGAACUGAAUUUACGUAAAGUAUUUUGCAAUGUGCUUCAAAGUUCUCUUCAAACAAUAGACAGUGAAAGGAGUGGACAGAAACAUUUUUUAGAAUUAGUUCAUUUGAUAAAAGUUCACAAUGAAAACAAUGGCGAUUUGGUAACAGUACAUGAUAUCUUAGAGAUUGUUCGAUCAUUUUGUUCUGAUAUAAAUACUAGCACUCAUUCAAAAACUGUUUUACUUCAACUUCUGGAUCAAAACAUUGAUCUUACAUCUGAAGAUAUGCAUAUGUUGAUGUACUUUCAAAGUGAUUCAAUUAUUGCACCAAGAUGGAGUGUAAAGAUUGAUGAAAGAGAUUUAAAAGAAGAAAAGAAUAGAUAUGAAUUAUUUAUGACGCUCAUUGAAAAAACUGAAGUUCCAGAACAAAUUGCUGGUUUAAAGCAGCUAUUGUUAGCAUGGCCUCCAUUUGUUGUAUCGGAUCAUUUGAGUGACCCUUGGUUAAUUUUGAUAUGUAAACAGAUUUUUUAUCAACUUUUUGAUGAUGUUGCAGAAACAAUCAAAAUUGCAUGCUUUUCAAAGAUUUCAGAUUGUUAUAAACAUAUUUAUGAGAAACUUUGUAAUAUGAAGAAAUACCAGUUAGCAUUUAAAGUGAUGCUGCUUAGCAACAAUCAAGAUUGCAUUGACUUUGUGUAUAAAGAAAGUUUUACAAUUAAGGAAGUUAUUAUGGACGAUGAGCUUUUUAGCUUAAUCAUGGAUUCAAACUCAGUUCAUUUAGUUUCCCAUACCCCACUGUUUCAAUCGACUGUAUCCACACUUAUUCAAAAAGAUGAAAAAACUUUAAAUAACGUUUUACAAGUACUUAGAAUAAAUGAGCAGCAUGCUGAAGCAGCAUCGAUUAAAGCGCAGUAUGCAAACUUGCAUCCGUCGUUAAGGAGUCUUAAUAAUGCACUAGAGUUUGCGAAAACAUUUCUUUCUAAGUAAUAUUUUCAUUUUUCAAAAUAUUUUAUUUAAACUUCUAUAAAUUAUUUAGUAAAAUUUAUAUCAUUCAUUAAACAGUAUUUUAAA
Hydra vulgaris (swiftwater hydra) is the source of this 6917-nucleotide messenger RNA. NCBI's taxonomy places the organism in Eukaryota, Metazoa, Cnidaria, Hydrozoa, Anthoathecata, Hydridae. The record is from RefSeq and is a predicted model, not a curated record.